CUCCCUCACGACCCACGGUGCUGUUGCGUUCACUCUCUCAGAGCAUUCGCUCGUUCCAUUCAUUGUCUGUACAGACGCCACUCUCGUUUCCCGUCACCCUGCAAUAGCCCUGGUCGGCCCCGGUUCCCCAGCUCGAAGCUGCAAUUCGCAUUCACUGUCCAUAGCCUACUCGAAAACAUCACGAAGCAUCACUAUCCUGCUUUUCCGAACGCACAGCAUCAUGUCUUCCAGCAUCAAGCUCAGCCUUCUGGCUCUCGCUGGCGUCGCUGCCGCCGUACCUCACUACGGCGCCCACAGCAAGUUCCACCACCGUCCCUCGGGCUCCGGCCCUUACUGGGGAGGCAACGCGACUCGUCCUCAUCCUACCGCCACCGGCCUCGCGGAGGAAGCGACCACGACUACAUACCUCGACGAGACCAUCACCUCGACCAUCACCUCCACAGUCUACCUCACGCUGUCUCCUAGCCCCGUCGAGGCCCCCAGCUCUGUCGGUGUUGCUGAGGCUCCCACGGGCGGUGAUGCUUGCGGUCCUGCGACCGUGUAUGUCACCGCUACGAGCAAGGUCACCGUGACUGUUCCUGCGGGUGGCGAGGCUUCAUCCGUCUACACUCCUCCAAGUACCCCCGAGGUGCCUUAUUCAUCCGCCGCCCCCGAGGCUCCGUCGAGCUUCGCCAUCGCCUCAUCUGCUGUGGUGGAGGAACAGCCCAGCUCUAAGGCUCCAGAGUACACUCCCGUGGUUACCCCAGAAGAGGUCUACAGCUCUGCUGUCGAGACUCCCGCUCCUUCCAGCGCGGCUCCUGAGUCAUCAGCGCCCGCCUCAUCUGCCGCACCCUCUGCGACCCCGUCCUCCCCCGCCUACUCUGGUGGCAAGCGAGGUCUCGCCUACCGCUGGGAUGGUGCCGCCGACUGCAAGAGCUUCGCCGACAAGGGCUUCGGCUUCGCGUGGAACUGGGAAUCCGACUCUCGCGGCGACAUCGGCGGAAUCGCCUUCAUCCCCACGCUCCGCACGCUCGACAACGCCGGUGACUGGGCCGAGAAGUCCGAGGCAGCCAUCAGCGGCGGCUCCACCGUCGUCUUCGGCUUCAACGAGCCCGACAUGCCGUCGCAAGCCAACAUGGGCGUCGCGGCCGCCUGCGACGCCUGGAAGACGUACAUGAACCCGAUCGCGUCGGCGCACCCGGACGUCACCAUCGUCGGGCCCUCCGUCAGCAGCAGCGAGACCGAGGGCCAGGGCCUCUCCUGGCUCACCCAGUUCCAGAGCCAGUGCACCGAGGCCGUCUGGGGCUCCGCCGCCUUCCACUGGUACGGGCCGUCGAGCGCGGGCUUCGACGCCUUCAAGGCGUACAUCGAGAAGGCCAGCGCGCAGAUCGGCAAGCCCUUCUUCGUCACUGAGUUCGGUCUCACGGGCGCCUCGCCCGAGGAGUCCGCUGCCUUCCUCAAGUCGGCACAGGAGUACCUUGACGCUAAGGAUGGAUGCCAGGGCUACUCGUACUUCGCCGUCGGCAGCUUCGAUGCUUCGGCCAACUUGCUGGGCACUGCUGACUCGCUCACUGCCACUGGUGAGGUGUACGUCUCGUAAGUGAAUGCAAGGCGUGGAGAGUGAGAGAAGGGGAUUGUGGCGUUUGCAUCUUUUGCCGGCGCAGUUGAAAAUUCUUCGUCUGUGGAUCUAGGGAAUCAGGGUUCAUCAUCAGGGGAUUGAUUGAUAUCAUCAUCAAAGGUUCCUGCACGCAUGUAUGAUAUGCGACUGCCUUAUCUCAUCCAUUAUAUUGUGUUUUGUUUAACUUCGCUUCUCCUUUGUACACUUCGGGGACGUGGGUUGGUGUAGCGAUAGCUGGUGUGUGUGUUGAGUACGGACGAGCAAUGAAGAGAGUG
Trematosphaeria pertusa is the source of this 1872-nucleotide messenger RNA. RefSeq names its product glycoside hydrolase family 128 protein. Lineage: Eukaryota; Fungi; Ascomycota; Dothideomycetes; Pleosporales; Trematosphaeriaceae. Gene Ontology annotation, cellular component: fungal-type cell wall. The coding region runs from base 221 to 1579 and encodes 452 amino acids. The record is from RefSeq and is a predicted model, not a curated record. Gene Ontology annotation, biological process: fungal-type cell wall polysaccharide metabolic process. The transcript has a single exon.